Molecule: messenger RNA, 1698 nt
Organism: Heterobasidion irregulare TC 32-1
Lineage: Eukaryota; Fungi; Basidiomycota; Agaricomycetes; Russulales; Bondarzewiaceae
Exons: 12
Coding region: 1-1698 (565 amino acids)
Source: RefSeq, a predicted model, not a curated record
AUGACAGAGCGCUUGGCCCUCCGCCCGGGUUUGGAUUUCCUCCCGAAUUUCCUGCCUUGCGAAGCGCCCUCCCUUCGAGCUCAGUUCAUAUGUCUUCAAGCAAUGCCUCAUCAUCGUCAACUCGCCACAUCUAGAGGACCUUCCCCUUCUACAACACUUCAGCCUCAACCUCAACCUCAACCUCAACCUCAACCUCAACCAGCCUAUUCAAGUAAUGGCAAAGAGGCACAGAGCCACGUUGACUCACUUCCUUCGACCUACGCUGCAAGAACUCCGGCAUAUAAUGCCGGUGCAUUUGUUCCUGCACCGUGCUCCAUACCUGUUCCGAUUCAGAGGCCGCCAAAUCUACCGGUGCAACCUGUGAACUCUAGGCAUACAGACGAAGACAGUGAAGCCUCGGAUGAUAGUAUCGAAGAGUUUAAUGAGGAUGACAAGGAUGACGAGGACGAGAUUGAGGGUGAGGACGAAAUUGAGGGUAAGGAUGAAAUUGAGGAUGAGGACGAGAUCGAGGAUGAGGAUACCGAAGAUCACCUUCAAGAUAUUGAGGAGAACCAGCAGGAAAUGGAGGGUUCAGAGUCUGAGGAUGAUGGUCGGAAAACGAACACUAAUAAUAACCAGCAGACGUGUGGAUCGCAACGCAGCCUCCAGCACUCUCAUCAAGCUUCACAUACUGAUGCUGUGGUCACAGAACGUGGCGGUGGGGUUUUGCGCACCUCAGACACGACAGCUGCAGCCCACCGAUAUACUUCACGAGCAUCAGCGCCGGAACGGCACACCAAGAGCGCCAGAUGUCAAUCAACUUACCCAAGUCGCUACAAGGAUGUCGACACCAUCGCUCAUUCAUCACUUCAAAUCAACACGCGCCAGCGCAAUCACCCACGCAAAAAAUCGGCCAUAGAUAUUGACCCUAGAGACUUGAAGAAACUCGGAUCCCUUCCAUCGCACUGGCGCUACGUAAUUGUUCAGGCUCGCCUAAGGCACCGUAAAUGGCUGGCAUCCAUCGACCCAUUCCCUGAAUACGAGACUUCUCUAAGGCAUUCGACGGCAUCUAUAUAUGAAGUGGUCGCAGAGUAUACCCAGAACUUCAGGGUACAGCUAUUGCCACCAGGUCAGCUGCUGGAUCACGAUAUGAUUAAAGGAGUUCAUGAGGAUGGGUCAACAUUCCGAGGUGAGCUCAAGCGUAUUGCACGCUUGAUUGUACAGACAUCCUACAAUCUCCUCUCUGCCUCCGACCUUGCUGAGAACUUGGACGCUGCCGGAUAUCAAGCUCGCAUUCCAAUUAUGUUGUUGUGCCACACAUUCUUCUACUUCGACAAGAAAUCUUUGGGUAUCCUGUUUCCAGAAACAUACAAAGAUGUUGUUCCGGAUAGGACAAUGGCUCUACUAAUCUGUGUCAUCAAGAACUGUCUGGAGGAAUGGGAGGGCGGCAUACACAAGACUAUCGACUUCUCGAAAGAAGCAUAUGAAAAAGACUUCGGUGCAAUCGUAGGACUCAUUCAAACUUUGAAGGCCCACCCGACAUUCGGACCCACAUACCAGUGCAUGUGUCAGCGAUGGGCAACAAAGGGACUCGGCUCAACGGAAGUCUGGCCGAACCAACUAUGGACUCAAGCUAGACUUUGGCAUCCCUGGGCCACCACUACCAUAUCAAUGAUUAAUUCUUUCUUCUCUAUGACAUCAUCCUUCCGCCCUGCCUAA